Molecule: messenger RNA, 1884 nt
Organism: Pygocentrus nattereri (red-bellied piranha)
Lineage: Eukaryota; Metazoa; Chordata; Actinopteri; Characiformes; Serrasalmidae
Product: acidic mammalian chitinase-like
Exons: 14
Coding region: 145-1530 (461 amino acids)
Biological process (GO): chitin catabolic process; carbohydrate metabolic process
Cellular component (GO): extracellular region
Molecular function (GO): chitinase activity; chitin binding
Source: RefSeq, a predicted model, not a curated record
UGAGGGCAGAUAGAAAGGCUUUGUGACACAUCACUGUAUGGAGUCCCAAGUUAAUCCGAGAGAAGCGCUGACCGAGCUAGGCCAUGAGCCACCUGCACUCUGGACUGCUGAGGCUGUAGCAGGGCUUACACCGAGGCUCCAACGAUGAGACCUGCUCUCUUGGCAGGCCUUUGCCUGUUAAUGUGUCAUCUUGGUUCAGCUUCUCAGCUUAUAUGCUACUUCACAAGCUGGUCCCAGUACAGGCCUGGUCCUGGGAGGUACAUGCCUGGAAAUAUUGAUCCCCAGCUGUGCACACACCUGAUCUACGCCUUCUCAGUCAUUAACAGCGCAAAUGAGCUGGUCGCCCAUGAGGGGAACUAUGAGACUCUCUACAAGUCUCUUAAUGGUCUGAAGCAAAGAAACCCCAGCUUGAAAACACUUCUGGCUGUUGGAGGAUGGAACUUCGGUUCAGCUCAGUUCACCACCAUGGUGUCCACUCCAGCAAACAGACAGACAUUUAUCCAGUCCUCCAUCAAAUUCCUGAGAACUCACGGCUUCGAUGGGCUGGAUCUGGACUGGCAGUAUCCCGGAGGCCGGGGCAGCCCAGCGAAGGACAAGCAGAGAUUCACUGUGCUAUGCAAGGAGCUUCUGGAGGCCUAUGAGGCUGAACCCAAGGCUACUGGACAGCCCAGACUAUUGCUCACAGCUGCAGUGGCUGCUGCGAAAGAAAAUAUAGACAAUGGCUAUGAAAUUGCUGAAAUCGCCAAGUAUCUGGAUUCCAUCAGCGUGAUGACCUAUGACUUCCAUGGGGCUUGGGACAAUUUCACUGGGCACAACAGUCCUCUGUACCGUAGUUCCCAUGACCAAGGAUACCAUAUCCACCUCAACACUGAUUAUGUAAUGAAGUACUGGAGGGAUCAGGGAGCCCCUGCAGAAAAGCUGAGGAUGGGUUUUGCCACGUAUGGUAGGACCUUCCGUCUGACAUCUACAGCCAGUGGAGUUGGAGCUCCAGCCAAUGGUGCUGCUUCUGCUGGGACUUAUACCAGAGAGGCAGGAUUGUGGUCCUACUACGAGAUCUGCACCUUCCUUCAAGGAACCAGCGUACAGUGGAUUGAAGAUCAGAAAGUACCUUAUGCUACCAAAGGAAAUGAAUGGGUUGGAUUUGACACUCAGGAGAGCUACGAAACAAAGGUGCGCUAUCUGAAAGACAAUAAUUUUGGAGGAGCCUUCGUCUGGACUCUGGACCUGGACGACUUUGCGGGGCAGUUCUGUGGGAAAGGAAACUAUCCCCUUAUCAGUCACCUCAAGAAACUCCUGAAUAUAGAAACCAUAUCUCCGGAGUCCCACAAAACUACUGUACCCCCUGCUACCCCCACUGAUGCUCCAGUCUCGGAGUCCAGCGAGGGCAAGCCUGAAGAAACCAUAUCUCCGGAGUCCCACAAAACUACUGUACCCCCUGCUCCCCCCACUGAAGCUCCAGUCUCUGAGUUCUGCGAGGGCAAGCCUGAAGGAACUGUCUACAGUAACAACUUCAAGUGCUGGACGCUGUAAGCAUAACUGAACACAGGACAUUGACCUGAUAGACAUCCAUAAUGACUUCUUAUAUUAAUAUAUGUGUAUUUUUAUGACCAUAAUGCUUAUAUCCAUAAUGUUUUCUGACUAAAAAAAAAAUAUUAGCAUAUAUUAGCCCUGGCUAACCUACUGACUUACUAGUGUAAAAGGUGUGGUUUGCCACAUUCACUGUAACGCCUAUACUUACAUUUUUGAGGUAACUGCAUUUAUAGCGCUGUACUGUACAGAGAUUAUAUAUUAAGUCUAUAAAAGUCCAUAAGAAAUGUAAAAAUGUUAUUACUCAACAAAAACUCAGAAAUAUGCAUCUAAGUCAAUAAACAUCAGGAAAGAGAA